Molecule: messenger RNA, 417 nt
Organism: Porites lobata
Lineage: Eukaryota; Metazoa; Cnidaria; Anthozoa; Scleractinia; Poritidae
Source: the annotation of a GenBank genome assembly
AUGGUGAACUUGACGGAAGACGGAAACGUCACUGUGAUGAAGACACUGCUUUCUGCAAACGUUCGUGUAGGUUUAUACAUUGCGAUAGCAGCUGUAAAUAUUGUUUUCUCCAUCACGGCAUUUCUGGGCAACAUUCUGAUCCUGAUUGCUUUUCGUAAAGUGAUUUCUAUUCAUCCGCCGACAAAGCUGUUGUUUCAAUGCUUGGCCAUCACUGAUCUUGGCGUUGGUCUCAUUUCCCAGCCACUCAUGGCCACCCUGAUACUCCUGGUUGAUAAUAUUGACAUCAAAAUUUUGAAUAUCAUGUUUUCCCAUCUAUUCUCGUCUUUAUCCCUUACUUUUUGUGGAGUAUCAGUUUUUACAUCAACUGCCCUGAGUGUGGAUAGACUUCUCGCCCUGUUUUGGGGGUUGAGGUACAGA